Molecule: messenger RNA, 2463 nt
Organism: Coregonus clupeaformis (lake whitefish)
Lineage: Eukaryota; Metazoa; Chordata; Actinopteri; Salmoniformes; Salmonidae
Product: differentially expressed in FDCP 6-like
Exons: 13
Coding region: 180-2075 (631 amino acids)
Cellular component (GO): nucleus; cytoplasm
Source: RefSeq, a predicted model, not a curated record
GUCUAUAAUUUACAAGGAUGCAUGAGUUUUCCAAACUCAUUCGAAGUUUGAAGUCCAUUUGAAUGACCUAAAACAUAAUUAUAGGUUAAAAGCGCUUCCACUUUGCAAUACUGAUAUCACUGUGCUGUGCGCAACUCCGCCGGCUUCGGAAUGUAGACGCUAAGACGUCUGUCUCCACAAUGGAACUACAAUCCGAACUGCUCAAGUCCAUCUGGUACGCCUUCACAUCGCUGGACAUGGAGAAAUGCGGCAAAGUAUCGAAAUCCCAGCUGAAGGUUCUCUCCCACAACCUGUGCACGGUGUUGAACAUUCCUCAUGACCCCGUGGCGCUGGAGGAACACUUCCAAGACGAUGACGAUGGACCCGUGUCAAACCAUGGCUACAUGCCGUACCUCAACAAAUACAUACUGGCCAAGGUCAAAGAGGGUGCGUACGACAAGGAGACGUUUGACGACCUGUGCUGGAUGAUGACCAUGAAGAAAAACUACAAACCUACCAGCGGCCAGGGGGGGCUGCUGUGCUCCCUGAGAGACUGCUUCAAACUUUUCUGUCUCUUCAACCUGCUGUCGGAGGACCACUACCCGCUCAUCAUGAUCCCACAGGAGGUGGAGUACCUGCUGAAGAAAAUCUCCACUGCGAUGAACCAGGAGUGGGACGGCAAGCCCCUGGAGGACCUGCUAUCCCAGGUUGACUCUGUCCAGGAGGAGGGCAUGUCGGUGUGGGUGUUCCUGGAUCACAUGGGCGCCGGGAGGCUGCUGAGGGUCAGCAGUGUGGAGGCCUUCAGUCUGGCCCUGGACCAAGUCUUCUUGGAGAUGUACCACAACGUCCUCAAGAGGGGUUACAUGUGGAAAAAGGGACAUGUGCGUAGGAACUGGAUGGAGCGUUGGUUUGUACUCAGGCCAUCCUUCAUGACCUACUACGCCAGCGAGGACCUAAAAGACAAGAAGGGAGAGAUUCCAUUGGACCAGAAUUGCGUUGUGGAGGCUAUUCCAGACAGGGAUGGGAAGCGUUGUCUCUUUUGUGUGAAGACCCCCAGCAAGACCUAUGAGAUGAGUGCCGCCGACCAGAGACAGAGGGUGGAAUGGACCCAAGCCUUGCAGACUGCCAUCCGUCUCCAGGGUGAGCGCAAGUCCUCCCUGCACCAGGAACUAAAGCUGAAGAGGCGGGUCCAGCGCGAGCAGAGCCAACGGGGGCGCUGCCUGAGCGGCAGCCAAUCAGAAGAGCUUACCAUUCAAGACCGGGAGAGGGAAAAGGAACGGCAAGGACAGGAGAUAGAGAGUAUUAUUCAGGAUGUAUGUGUCCCACAGCACCAGCGAGAGGUGGAGGAACGGCGCAGGGAGGAGGAGGAGAAGGAGAGAGAGCAACAGAAGGAGGUCCAGAGAGAGUUGGAGAGACAGCUAGAGGAGGCCGAGAAGUUGCGGGAGAGCAUGCAGGCUGAGAUGGCAGAGAAGGAGAAGGAGGCCGAGCAGCAGAGGAAGAGGAUCCAGGAGCUGGAGCUGACCCAGCACAAACUGGAGGCCGCUCUCAACACGGAGAUACAGGCCCACAUGGAGGAGGAGAAAGUCAGGCUGGAGCUAGAAGGGGUACUGCAGGCAGAGGAGGAGAAGCACAGGCAGUGUCUGCUCCUCCAGGAGCAGCAGGAGGCAUCCCGCCACAUCAGCCCCAGGGAGGAGGCCCCAAACGGAGCUAAGGAAGACGGGCCGGACCCCUCUGCCCUCCACUACGCCUCCCAGGAGCUCCAGAGCCUCCGAGAGACCCGAGAGAGGAGUCACCAGCACCUGGAGGAAGUUCAGGAGAAGCUUCGUAAAGCCAGUAGCCAUGUCCGACACUGGAACGUUCAGCUCAACCGCCUAAUGAAACCCGUCGCUCCUGGGGACAGGUUAUCAUCGUUGCCAGUGAAAAUCACCUGCCCGAAACAGGAGGGGGCAUUAGCCAGCAGUGAGUUUAUCGCUAAACUCCAACCAAGAGCCAAUCAGGAAACUCAGCAGAUACUUGAGAGCCAAUCGGCCACAGAAGAGAAAGGGCUACAGGAACAGGUGGAGGCUAUCACCCUGUCAGAGCCUGAGGGAUCGUGAUGUGUCAUGGGUAAAUUGUGACUGACUGACUGAUCUACAAAUAAUAUUGAGUAGUUAUUUAUGAUCUUUGUAGAUCAGUCAUUCGGCAGUCACCUGCACUGUCGGCUGCAAUGUCAAACAUGCCCGAGUUCCUGCCUGACUAGAUGUGCAGGUGUUGCAUUGCAUCAAUAAAUGGUUGCGUGCCACAUCAUCGACUGUACAGUCGGGCAUCAGAUUUCUACAUCAUAUGAGGUGGUUGGCUGAUAUGUUAAAUACCAAUCCAGGCGUGGUAAGAUCUGGAAUGUAGUCUGGGAGGAACUCGACCUCUACCAUUGGUAGUGCUAACUAGGAGAUGAGUAGGAUCUGUAAAAAAUUAAUAAAAUGGAAUUUGUGUUCCUAUUAGAAAGUG